Molecule: messenger RNA, 1767 nt
Organism: Malassezia globosa CBS 7966
Lineage: Eukaryota; Fungi; Basidiomycota; Malasseziomycetes; Malasseziales; Malasseziaceae
Exons: 1
Coding region: 1-1767 (588 amino acids)
Biological process (GO): transcription initiation at RNA polymerase I promoter
Cellular component (GO): nucleus
Molecular function (GO): RNA polymerase I general transcription initiation factor activity; RNA polymerase I core binding
Source: RefSeq, a predicted model, not a curated record
AUGACAGAAUACUGUGAAGCACUUACGGAGCCUAUAUGGAGCGUCAUAAUUGACCAUACGCUCCAGAUAGAUGUGGCAAUUCAGGUCGAACUAGACGAGCUCGAGGAGCAAGGUAUUGAACCAACGACGCAUCGGAGUCUGUCGAAGGUGUUAGACCAGGGCAUGUCAGAAGAUUCUGACAGCGAGGGGUCGUUGUCGUGUUCCUCAUCGGGAUCGCGUGGAGACAAGGACUUGGCUGGGACGAUAACCCAUGAUGACGAUGAUGCAUUUGAUGCACUAGAAGACCUGUCUGAUGAAGAUGGUUAUGACGCAUCUGAUGCACUUGAUCCUGGUCUGAGAGCGACCGAUGCUAUGCACGAGCCGGCGUGGAAUGAGGUUGCGGUACUUGCUGGCAAGCUUGAUGCGAUCAUGAAGGCACUGCACGAAUUCCUAGAACGACAGGUCGGCACGCCUCGCUCGCAAAACAUGCUGACCCGGCGGUAUCAACUGUACCAGACACUUUUGGGUCUAUUCACGCGUACCAUCCUCACUACUUUCAAGUCUCGGCAUGUACAGUUUAUCAUGUUCUGGUUCGCUUCGUUGGACCACGAGUUCGCUGAUAUGUUCCUUGGAACACUGCUAAGCAAAAGCCUGUAUGCUGUCCCGACUGCCGGUACGAGCGAGACUGGCGAGUCGGCAACCAUUCUCCGUAUCGCAGCUGCAAGCUAUGUAGCGAGCUAUGUUGCUCGCGCUCGGUACAUUGAUGCGUCGACAACGCGCAUGGUCGUCUUGAAUCUGUGUACAUUUAUGGAUGCAUGUCUUGAGGCGUUUGCCGCUCAAGGAGCGACGGCUCCACCGCCAGGGGCUCGUGAACAUGCGGUCUUUUAUGCUGUCACACAGGCGGUCUUCUAUGUGUUCUGCUUCCGCUGGCGCGAUUUGCGGGAUGGAGCUGUCUCAGAUGCGCCAUCGUUUGCUCUUGAUGACGAAGGUACGCCAUCGCUAGCAGCGACGUAUCCGACAGCAGGGUCUUUUGAGCUUUCGCCACAGCUUAUGCCUGUGCUUCAUGCUUCUUCAUUAUCGAGUGUUUCUUCAUCGACACCGUCUGUUACCGGCGAGCGGGGAUGGGCGCCAGGCCUUGCUGUUGUGCAGCGAGCUAUUACAUCGCCAUUGAAUCCUAUUCGAUACUGUAACGCGCAUGUGGUCCAACAGUUUGCCUAUGUGGCACAGUAUACGGACUUUUUGUACUGUUACUCGGUGAUGGAAGCGAAUGCAUACCGGCAGCAAGCCAGCUUCGCCGACACGGGCGGCGCGUCGCGACAAGCAGGAUCGCUGCCAGCCCGUCGAGAGGCCACGCCCACGACAGGGCCUAACGCGCAGCCUGGGGCGGCGACAGGCGCUCGCUCUGACGCGCCUGCUGCUUUGCCCACGCCCGCGCUUGAUAUCUUCUUCCCAUUCGAUCCUUAUCGCUUACGAGACUCGUCCUCGUUCGUGCAUCGACUGUACAGAGAAUGGGCUGAUGUGGCGCCAGACGAAGACGAUGCUGAGCAUGAAGAUGACGAUGGGGAUGCAGGUGAGGACGAAGAUGAACACGAAGAACGGGAUUUGGUUGGCGACGCCGAAGAGGGAGACGAUGAUGAUGACGACAUCUCCAUCUUGCCACAUGACGAAGUGACCAAGCUAAGCACGGUGCUAAAGCGGAGUCAAAAAGAUACCUCCCAUGCGAAUGCCACGCCCGAAUCGAUUGCUCAGAGCAUGGAAGCCAUGAGCAUUAGUCCUUACACGGGAUAA